GCCAGCUACCGCUUGCAGGACUGAAGAGGGCGCGCUGCAAAGACCGGCAGCCUACCGUGGAGAGCCCGGGAGUGGAGUUGGACAGUCCUCGGAGAGAAGAAAUGAGGUAGCGGCGAUCCCCGAAGCCGACCAUGCGUGCGCGCCGACCUUGGAGCCCAAUGCUGCGGUGGUGGAGCUGGUCUGGACAGUGAGCUGGCGGAGCCUGAGUCCCCGGCAUCCCGCUGGAGCGAAGAUGCAGUGAGCCACCGCGGGACUGCUGCGCGGGGCCCGCCGCGGCCAGCCGGACCUAUCAUCUAACCACACUUUGGGCUUGCUACUGAUUCCAGGACUUGCUCAGCUGAGGGGUUCUCGGUCUCUAGCACCCCUAGUAGGUGGGGAGCCCUGGACCCUGGGCAAACUGCUGAAGAGUUUCCGCGGCUUCUGGCUCCAGGCCCGGGGUUUGUGUGUGUGUGUGGCAGGGGGCCCUGUUCACGUUGGCCGGAGUUCCUGCAGAUUCCCGCACCACCCCGUUGCUUUUGCCGAGGCUCCCUCUAUUUAUUUGUAUGCGCGCAUCUCGCUUUUCUUCUGACAUUUUCCGCACCACUCUCCUUCCCUUUUCUCUCGUUGUGUUGCUUGCCUGAGACUUUUUGCCCUCGUCCUUGACCAGGCUGGGGUAAUUCUGUGUGUGUGUGCCUCCACCCCUUACAAACUCGAAGCUGACUAUUUUCCUUAAACAAUUCUUCCCCACCCCCUGCGGGGAUCCCAAGCACUAUCCGUUCUUCCCUGCCCCCCUCUUCCUACCACUGGCCGGCUCCCAGCAGUUUUAUCUUUCGGUCUUGCCCGGGCCAAGCCCGGCCGGGGCUGGUGGCUCAGCUGGGUUCAGACCCGGGGCUCGGCCGCCGCCGCCCAGCUGCGCCCGGGUGCCCUCCAGAGAUGCUGCCCUGGAAGAAGCACAAGUUCGAGCUGCUGGCCGAAGCGCCGCCGCGGCAGGCGUCCAAACCCAAAGGCUACGCUGUGAGCCUGCACUACUCAGCGCUCAGCUCGCUAGCGAGAGCGUGCCCCGAAGGCGCGCUCAGUCGGGUGGGCAGCAUGUUCCGCUCCAAGCGCAAGAAGCUGCACAUCACCAGCGAGGACCCCACAUACACCGUGCUCUACCUGGGCAAUGCCACCACCAUUCAGGCGCGCGGAGACGGCUGCACCGACCUAGCCGUGGGUAAGAUCUGGAGUAAAAGCGAGGCGGGCCGUCAGGGUACCAAGAUGAAGCUCACGGUGAGUGCGCAAGGUAUCCGUAUGGUGCACGCUGAAGAGCGCGCGCUGCGCCGCCCGGGCCACCUCUACCUGCUGCACCGCGUCACCUACUGCGUGGCAGACGCGAGGCUACCCAAGGUCUUCGCCUGGGUGUACCGGCAUGAGCUGAAGCACAAGGCGGUAAUGCUGCGCUGCCAUGCCGUUCUGGUGUCUAAGCCGGAGAAGGCGCAGGCCAUGGCCCUGCUGCUCUACCAGACUUCGGCCAACGCUUUGGCGGAAUUUAAACGCCUCAAGCGGCGGGACGACGCGCGUCACCAGCAGCAGGAGCUGGUGGGUGCGCACACUAUCCCGCUAGUGCCCCUGCGCAAACUGCUCCUGCACGGAUCUUGCUGCUAUAAGCCGCCGGUGGAGCGGAGCCGCAGCGCGCCCAAGCUCGGCUCCAUCACCGAGGACCUGCUGGGCGAACAGCAGGAGCAGGAACUACAGGAGGAAGAGGAAGAGGAGCACCCUGAGGGCUGCCUGGAGGAAGAGGAGGAAGAGGAAGAGGAGGAGGAGGAGGAGAAUCGUGUGGGGGUGGAGGGCCCAGCAGAAGAGGAGACCGAGGCACAGAGGGCACUGGUGGUGGCCAUGCACUUCGAAUGUGGGGACUUGCUAGACACCAUGGAGAAUGGGCGCGAGGAGAUGCUGGGGGGCGGCGUCGUCUCGCUGGGCCCUGGGCUGGGGACUCCACCUCCGCUGUCGUGCAGCGCCUCAGACGUGAAGGCUCAGCUGUCGCAGAUUAUUAACGACCUGGGAGAGCUCAGUUUCGGCAACGAUGUGCGCACCCUGCAGGCAGACUUGAGGGUGACGCGCCUGCUGUCUGGCGAGAGCACUGGCAGUGAGAGCUCCAUCGAGGGCGGAGGCCCGGACGCAACCUCCACCACUGCUGGGAACAAGUCUGGCUCCGCAGACAGCUCCAGCCCCGACGAGCCCCACUCGGGUUGAGCUCCCAGCAGACUCCUCGGUGCUCCCCUGGCACCCCACAGUGGCUCCCCAACCGUUGUUCUAGCAGUCUCCCAAUUCCUCGCCUGCAUCCAAGGGAAAUCGGGCACGUGGGGCCCUGUUCCUGGGUUCCCUCUGGUCCUCCCCAUCCACCCCGCGCCCUAACACUUUUUGCUCUUUUGGAGGCGGCUCUGGUUGCGAGUGGGGAUGUGGGAGAUGUGAAAGAGAAGAAAACCCUACGGAGGAGAAAGGGGUAGUCUUCUUGGUGGUGGUGAAGAGAAGGGCCGCUGAAGUUCAAAAAGUCCAGGAGGGCAGUGUGAGGUGCCUGUCCGCCAGUUUCCUGUUUGCUAAGCAGCUGGGGCCUGAGGAGGAGGGGUUAACUUCCUCCCUCAACCCCUCACUGGGCGAGGCCUUGCCCUGUCAUUGAGAUAUCAUUAAAAAAAAAAAUCUCUCUCACAAUGUUUAAGGUUUAAAUACCACCCUUUUGCACCCAGUUCUUUUUGGUGAGAGAGCUUGGGCUGUUUACCUCAGACUCAGACUCUUGAAAUUCUGCCAAAUUCCUCAAAUAACUAUUGGGGGGGGUGUUAUGAAAGAAAGCGGCAUUUUGUUUACAGUUAAAGACAUCUAAUAUCUAAAAAAAGAGUUCUCCUUUAGAGUCACAUACACCUUCCUCCUGCCCCAAAUAUCUCACUCCAUGAUGCUGUGUAAAAUAUUUUUGCACUGUUGUGAAGUAUKUUUGACAUUUUUUGUACAUAACUGUGUUCUCAGAGCUGAAUGUUUAUAUCUUUUGCUGUGCAAAAGAAACAUGUAAAAUGUUGUUCAGUUGUAUAUAUGGAAAUGUGUAUAAAACAUUUUGUUAUUU
Urocitellus parryii (Arctic ground squirrel) is the source of this 3070-nucleotide messenger RNA. RefSeq names its product family with sequence similarity 43 member A (gene Fam43a). Lineage: Eukaryota; Metazoa; Chordata; Mammalia; Rodentia; Sciuridae. The record is from RefSeq and is a predicted model, not a curated record.